This is a messenger RNA of Oppiella nova, 939 nucleotides long. The record is from the annotation of a GenBank genome assembly. NCBI's taxonomy places the organism in Eukaryota, Metazoa, Arthropoda, Arachnida, Sarcoptiformes, Oppiidae.
AAAAGCACACAAAUCCGGGACUCAAUCGCGAGAGUACUUCCCGUUUGGAAACAGAGUUCACUUCCACUCAAAAGUUAUAUUCAUGGGAUGUAUGCCUUCGGCUUAGAAGAGACGCAACUGUACGACAGAGCGGAACGGGAGGCCAGACUCGCAUUGGAGGCCAACCGGAACGACGGGUGGGCGACACACGCGGUGUCACACGUGAUGACAAUGGAGGGCCGGGCGUCCGAUGGCAUCGACUUCAUGAGCUCCACAGUAGAGGACUGGCAGGUAUGCAACUACUUGGCCUGUCAUAACUUCUGGCACUGGGCUCUCUUCCACAUCGAGCGCCAGGAGUACGAGACAGCCGUCCAGUUGUUCGACACAGAGAUCGGGCGAAGAGCGCUCCACAACCGAGCGAUGCUCGACAUCGUGGACGCCGCGUCACUCCUGUACCGCCUCGACCUCAUCCAACCCCGACAGUUGACCACAAGACGGCACUGGGAGGACGUGUACUCCAUAAUCGAGCCGCACCUCAACGACCACAUCCUCGGCUUCAAUGACGCCCACUUCCUGAUGGCCUGUUUGGGCGCCGGCCGUAUCAAAGAAGCCCAACAACUUAUCGAAACAUUCGACCCGUCGGUCAGUACCGACACCUGGACUCGAGUGACACUCCCUCUGCUGGAGGCUAUGGUUGACUUCCAUGAGGAACGGUAUAAGGAAACGGUCGACAAACUCAUGAAAAUCAGGUACGAAAUCAUUGAAAUCGGCGGCAGCGAUGCCCAGCGGGACGUCUUCAACCAACUGCUGAUCAUCGCUGCCCUCAAAUCGCCGCUUCCGACGCAUAAACGCUUGUGUCAACGGCUGUGCGCCGAACGCCAGGCGCUCAACGACUCGCCUUUUAUUAACGUUUUGCAAUCCGUUCAGUGAAAUCGACGAUAAGAAGCGGCAAAAAAAGAC